UUCUAUAUGAUGUAUUUGCAAAUCAAUUUUACACUUGUACAUUCGUUAACUCUUCCAUUUUUGCGUUUUCAUAAUUGUCCCAUCCUGGGAAAUAUUGAAUAGGCAUUUUAAUGGCAGGUUCCCGUUGUGGAAUAUUGCUCCAUGUUAUGGUUUAUAUAUAAUUUUUAUAGACUUUUUAAUGUUUGUUUUCACAGAAAUUAACUUUUACCCCACCCUACGAAAUAUUCGCUGGAGCAAAAAAAGUGUGACCAGCCUCGGUCUCCUGCUUCACAUUAACCGUCGUUGCCACAAGUUGGCGCACUGACUCCGAAUAUGAGCGCUAUAGUGAGCGUCCUUUUUUAAUUUAAAGUUACUUUUAAAUAUUUGGUAUCUAAAUAUAUUCUAAAUGAUAGAGUAAUGAUUAAUUGAAUUAUAAGCCAAAAUAAAUGAAACGAGUAUGAACCAAGUAUGUUUUAUUAAAGUUAAUAACCCUAAAUGGAAUCGAAUAAAGCAGAAACUUCCAAUUUUUUCCCCAAUUAGGCUACUUAAUUAGAUGAUCUCUGAGCUCUCCAAAGGCGCAUCUCUCCACAUGAACACCAUGUCCAGAGCUGAUGAAUUCUGUCAUGACAUCAGAGAGUUAAACAAAGACACACGAGGAGAGAGAAAGAGAGAGACGCUGUUGCACACUUGCGCACUGCGCGUAAAGGACACACACGUACCCAAACCCUCGCCGCGACUUGUUUCGCUCCUCGCCAAGGAAGAAACUUUUGUUUUGUCAAUGAAGUGGGCUUUUAUACGCGUACACCCCUCCGUUUCAACACCUACGGCUUGUCUUUGUACAGCGGUGACGGUUGAAUAUGUGUAAGAAGAGGCGGGCGUUCCUGUGGAAAUCUCCCACUGUUUUCUUCAGAUAAACAGCUUUAAUUUGGUAAUCUCUAAAAUGGAGCUGAGUGAAACGGGGAUUUAUAAAAGAGGAGCAGCUUUAUGUGAAGACCCCAUAAGACUGCGUUGAUCAUCUCAUGUGCCAUGAACAGAAGACCAGCUGCGCUUUGGAGUUUAAACUGGACUUUAUCUGAAGGUCCUGCACUUGUACACCUACGGAGACGGUCGCGAAUGCACUCGGUUUAGAGAUUUUGCGUUUAACUUCGAAUGUCCGCGAGUUUUUACGUCUAUUAGUCCGACUUUUACGCGUUGUGUUAUUUUAAGAGCGCAAAUCUAUUAUUAUGACAGGCUUUGGCUCAUGGAGCUUCUAUCCGAAUGGAUCUAGCGCAGGUUUGCGUUCCUCUUUAAAGCGGCUCUUAAGGUGGCUUUGAUGCACGAAGGAUCCUCCAAACUCUCGCAAUGGCUCGAUCAAACACGGAAUAUGGUCACAUCUCCUGGCUUGAGCCCAUCUGAUCUCGUUAGUCACUGAUCUGUCAGGUUUAGCGCGAUCAUGGUCUCCUCCGGCUGCGCUCUGAUGGUUCUGAUGGUCACUCAGGUGUUCUUUAGAGGCUCUAGUGGACUCGUUCCCCAGAUCGGCCGGUCCUCUCUGUCUCAGGACGUCCUACACGCGUUUGAACUUCGACUUCUGAGCAUGUUUGGACUCAAACACAGACCGAGUCCCAGCAGGUCUGCUGUGGUUCCGCAAUACAUGAUGGACUUGUACUCGAUGCACUCGGUGAACGCGGAGCAGAACAACAACAACAGACCCAAGGGCUCCUUAGGGAAAGCCUCGGAGAGAUCUGCCAGCCGCGCGAAUACUAUCAGGAGCUUCCACCAUGAUGAAUUCUUGGAGGACCUGUUCAGUUUGAGCGGAAAGACGACUCAGCGGUUCCUCUUCAACCUGACCUCCAUCCCGGGCGAGGAGUUGGUGACGUCAGCGGAGCUGCGGAUUUUCCGAGAGCAGGUCGUGAGCAACGGCAGCGAGGGAUUUCACCGCAUUAACAUUCACGAGAUCAUCAAACCAUCCGGUUCCUUUCAAGAACCCAUCACAAGACUCCUGGACACCAGGCUGGUUCAGCACAGCUUGAGCAAGUGGGAGAGUUUCGACGUGAGCCCCGCCGUCACGAGGUGGACCGCAGACGGGCACCCCAACCACGGCUUCGUGGUGGAAAUAGUUCACCCGGACCGCGCGGAAGAGGACUCCAAAAGACACAUCCGCAUCAGCAGGUCCCUGCACGACAGAGAGGACAAGUGGCCCCAAAUGAGGCCGCUGUUGGUGACCUACUGCCACGACGGGAAGGGAAACGUGUUGCACUCUCGCGAGAAGAGACAAGUGCGGACAAACAAACAGCGGAAGAAGCACAAAGCUAACUGCAGGAGACAUUCCCUCUAUGUGGACUUCAGCGAUGUGGGGUGGAACGACUGGAUAGUCGCCCCGCCGGGCUACCAUGCCUUUUACUGCCAGGGUGAGUGUCCGUUUCCACUGGCGGACCACCUGAACUCCACCAAUCACGCUAUUGUACAGACACUGGUGAACUCAGUGAACAGCAACAUUCCCCGGGCCUGCUGCGUUCCCACGGAC
Molecule: messenger RNA, 2482 nt
Organism: Sinocyclocheilus rhinocerous
Lineage: Eukaryota; Metazoa; Chordata; Actinopteri; Cypriniformes; Cyprinidae
Product: bone morphogenetic protein 2-like
Exons: 2
Cellular component (GO): extracellular region
Molecular function (GO): cytokine activity; growth factor activity
Source: RefSeq, a predicted model, not a curated record